GAUGAACAGAGAGCGACAAUGCUGGUUCUACUGGAUCUAAGUUCUGCUUUUGAUACUGUAGACCACACUAUUCUUUUAACAUGUCAAAAAGAAAUUGGCUACUCUGGUACUGUUCACAGAUGGUUCUCAUCUUAUCUCAGACAGGACUUUUAUGGUAAGUUUAGAUACCUGUUCCUCUAGGGUUCAUAGGAUUACAUGUGGUGUGCCUCAGGGUUCAGUUUUAAGCCCAGUGCUUUUUAACCUUUAUAUGCUCCCUCUUGGUGGUGUCAUCAGGAGACAUGGAGUCAACUUUCACAGCUAUUCAAAUGAUACGCAGUUGUGCAUCCGUGUCUCCUGAUGACACACGGCCAAUGGAUGCACUUUUUAACUGCAAUUUAGACAUCAAAUCCUGGAUGGCAGAAAACUCUCCAGCUCAGCCAGGUUCUGAGGCUCAGAGAGAGAAAAUUUUGGAUGUUUCGCGGCCGUUUCCUAAUGCUUUGACUUGCAAUGAAAAGAAAGGUUUGCUAUUUACCUUCUACACCUCGGAUUUCACCUACAACACCAGCAGCGCUGUCACAUCCAGAAGUUCUCAGAUGACUUGGCUGUGUGUCAGUGGGGAAUGACCUGAAGUACAGGUCAGUCAUCAUAGACUUUAUUGACUGGUGUUUGCUGGAACACCAGUAAGACAAAGGAGAUGGUGAUUGACUUCCAGAGAAACACUACUCCACAGUCACCAGUAAACAUCCAGGAUUCAGACAUUUAGGUGGUGAAUACCUUUAAGUACCGGGGUGUUCACCUGAGCAGUAAACUAAACUGGUCCAACAACACAGAUGCUCUGUAUAAGAAGGGACAAAGCCGCCUCCACGUCCUGAGGAGGCUGAGGUUCUUCAAAGUUAAUCCCCAGCUGCCAACUACAUUCAGUAGAGGAGAUGUGUGAAAGGAGGAUGAUGGUGAAGAUGACCUCCAUCUUAAAAAAACAUCUCACCCACUGCAUUCCACUGUGGAGGCCUUGGACAGCUCCUUCAGUGGCAGACUGAGACAUCCCAGAUGUAAAAUAGAACGCUACCAUAGGUCGUACAUCCCCUCUGCAGUAAACGUGUAUAAUGGCUCUGUUACACAAUGACAUCAAUGCAAUAUUCAGAAUGUGUUCAGUACUUGUGCACUGAUGUACAUUAGUAUGUCAGUGUCCUUUAUGAUGCAUAUUUCUGGAAACCCAAGUUUUUAUUUUAUUCGUUGAUUUUAGUGGUUGAAGGUUACAAUAAUAGCUUAUUUUUCUGCUUAUUUUUCUCUAAGUGUAUGUUCUGUUGUAAGGAGUGAUUUUCCCCACUGUGGGAAGAAUUCUAUUCUAUUCUAUUCUAUUCAAGCAGCUCCGACUGUGCUGCGGGCGGAGAAAAGGCUUUGAACAUCUUUGUUAAAUAUAAUCUGUGUUUGUUAUCCAAUUCCAUUAUUUGGUUCUUUUCUGAACACAGAUAUGUUUUUCAGACAUCACAGAGAUUUGGACUAAUAAAUACCAGGACAUUUUACAGGUAAGCAUUGUACCCUAGAAAAAAAGUCCCAGUAUGAUGAAAGGUCAAAAUUAGAAGUGGUGUCAGGUGAUGCUGAUCAGAUGAUCAAAUCCUGGCAGCCAUUGUUUCUUCUUACUCACUCAAACCCACCCUGCAUACUCAUCAUUGCGCAAUGUGCACUUUGUGUUAACUCAAUUGGCCCUAAAACACCACCUUAUACUGGUUCUUCCAAAAUGGUCACUUAUGGUGCUUUUUCAUCUGGGCCAGCAUGGACCAGACUGGGUAGCUUUUAAAGUGUCCAUAUCUAGGUUUUCUGCACUAAACCAGUCGAACCAAAGAGGUCUGCUUUGGGCUGAACAGGUCCAACACACCCAUUACCUACUGAUUGGCCGGUUCAAACUCACUGCUCACUGCUGUGAGGAGUGCACACACACACAGAAACACACAAAGAGAUUUAAGCUGCACAGCCAUUGUUUAAGGGAGUCACCACUGACUUUCUCUGUGCUUUAUUUGGCCCAGCUCACCAGCUAGGAGAUGUCCCCAUUCAUGAGAAGUGUGUGUGAAGAAAACCUACUGGUGCAGGACCCGGACAAAUGCCACACAGUCCGAUCCGUGCUUGCCCAGAUGUGAAAGCGCCAAUACAGGCCCGAUUAGUCACAUGACGGAUUGUUCAUUUAGACAUGAAGCAUGUCAUGACUGACGGCAAUCACUGAGUGGGCCAGGGUAAUGGCAGGUCAUUUCCCUGUUCUCUCGAUUACCUGUCUGGUUAAGUAACUACUGUUGCUGUAUUCCCAACUCUGUCACAGUCUGCCUCAAUCAGCAGGAGAGAAGACCUGGCAGUCAGCAUUUGUGUUGCAGGUGGGCGUGGCAAUGAGCUCCAGCUGAUCCUGAUCCCGCUAAUCAGAGGGCCAGGGGAUUUAAGGAGUGGUGUGACACAACUCCAGCGUCGGUUGAUACUCUCACCAAGGGUAGCUUCUAGCCCAGUAUAUCUCCUGAAAUACCUGCAAACUUGUCCUAUGAAAUCCUGUGAGUUCUUGUUCCAGUAUCUCGCCUCGUAUCCUCUAACCACGCCUGGAGUUGUAUUCCAUGUCCCGCCAUUCAGGAUCCUCUGGCCUCCACUCUCUAUCGCUCACCUGCUUGCCAACCUACACCCUGGACUCAUACAACCAUCUCCUGACCACCUCCUCUUCAGUCAUUGGUUCUCUCACCUCUCCUCAACUGACCUUCACUCAGUCCACCACCGCUAAGCCCUGGUCUAUGACCCGUGCCCGCAACAUGACAGAAUCAACCGGCCAAACGAAUGCAACCCCUGAAGAACCACUUCCUGUCGCCAUCGCUUACACGUUGUCCCAGCACGAAAGAUCCAUCCGGUCAGUACUCGAACAGUUAUCCGGCAUUAAUCAAUGUCUUUUCCAGCUCGACACCGCCUUAUGCCAAAUGAAUGAGAAGCUCACGUCUCUGCUGCCUCCUCCCACUACUUCCGUAGCUUCGUCUUCACCACCACUUCCGGUUCAGCAGCUUGGGGUUAGUUUCCGGGUUCCAGAGUUGCCACAGCCUGAUACAUUCUCCGGCGAACCAGCUUUUCAACAGGUGGUGCUGGUUAAAGAAGAAGCUCUAGAAGAACAUAGCGCUGGUGACAACCAUCAGGACUUAGAUUUUCUCCACAUAAAGGAGGAACAGGAGAAACCCUGGCCCAGUAUGGAAGGGGUGCAUCUCCAUUUGAAAGAGGAGACUGAUGCUGCCAGGUUUCCAUUCACUGUUGCUUCUAUAAAGAGUGAGGAAGAUGAAGAGAAGCCUCUGUUCUCACAGCUUCAUCAGAAGCAAAUAGAAGACAGAGAUGUUUCAACCAGCAGCUCAGCUUACCAGACGAUAGCAGAAACUGGUGGACUAGAAACUAGCCGGAACCCAGAUCUGAACCCUCACGAACUGACUCCUGAUUCUUCAGAGACUGACGUUGGAGAUGAUGAUGAAGAUGCAAAUCUAGACUCUGAGCUGUCAGACUCUGGGUCUGAAACUGGAGACCGAGACAAUGACUGGAAUGAGAACAGGUGUUCUGAGUCAGAUUUUAGGACUGUCAACAAAUCCUUUUCUCAUAGGACACUUUUAAACAGUCACAUGAGAGUCCACACAGGACAGAAGCCUUUUGCUUGUGAGCUCUGUGGAAAGAAAUUUAGCUUAAAGUCAACUUUAAACAGACACAUGAGAGUCCACACAGGACAGAAGCCUUUCGCCUGUGAGUUCUGUAGCAAAAGAUAUAGCCAAAAGACAAAUUUAAACAGACACAUGAGAGUCCACACAGGAGCAAAGCCCUUUUCUUGUGAGCUCUGUGGGAAUAAAUUUAGUGAAAAGGGAAGUUUAAACACACACAUGAGAGUCCACACAGGACUGAAGCCUUUUGCUUGUGAGCUCUGUGGAAAGAAAUUUAGCUUAAAGUCAACUUUAAACAAACACACGAGAGUCCACACAGGAGAGAAGCCCUUUGCUUGUGAACUCUGUGGGAAUAGAUUUAGUGAAAAGGGAAGUUUAAACAAACACAUCAGAGUCCACACAGGACAGAAGCCUUUUGCUUGUGAGCUCUGUGGGAAUAGAUUUAGUGUAAAGGGAAAUUUAAACAUCCACAUGAGAGUCCACACAGGACAGAAGCCUUUUGCUUGUGAGCUCUGUGGAAAGAAAUUUAGCUUAAAGUCAAAUUUAAACACACACACGAGAGUCCACACAGGAGAGAAGCCCUUUGCUUGUGAGUUCUGUGGAAAUAGAUUUAGUGUAAAGCGGCAUUUAAACACACACAUGAGUGUCCACACAGGACAGAAGCAUUUUGCUUGUGAGCUCUGUGGAAAGAAAUUUAGCUUAAAGUCGACUUUAAACACACACAUGAGAGUACACACCAGACAGAAGCCUUUCGCCUGUGAGUUCUGUAGCAAAAGAUUUAGCCAAAAGACACAUUUAAACAAACACACGAGAGUCCACACAGGAGAGAAGCCCUUUGCUUGUGAGUUUUGUGGAAAAAGAUUUAGCGAAAAGAUUAAUUUAAAUAAACACAUGGGAGUCCACAAAUGACAGAAGCAUUUUGCUUGUGAGCUUUGUGGACGAAGAUUUAGCUGAAACAAAACAUUAAACAAUCAUCUAAGCAUCCACUAGGGCUGAACGAUCUGUUGCGGGGUCUCCAACCUUUUUUGGCCAGUGAGCUACUUUUACACCAUGAAAGUACAGCAGAGUUACUGCCAUAUGAUUUAGCCCAAAGGGCAUUGGAACCCUAUUGUUUUUCUACGGAUUUUUCAUUCAUUAUUCUUCUUCUCCGCUAAUACUGUAUGGGCGCAAGAGCCUGAAAUUGCCAGGAAAAUCUGACAUGGCAGUCUGAUAGAAAAUCCUGACCGCUACUCAGAUUCGAAAAAUUUGGACCCUGAGUCACCUAGGUGGCGCUAUUGCGGAGGUGAAGGCGUUUCAGCUACUAGCUCCCAAACCGUAGGUCGUACAGUCAAAAACUUUAUAUGCACAUGAUCCUUGGAAGAUUCUGCAUCUUUUUUGUAUUGGCCACGCCCAUUUCCGCCUACUAGAUUUUUUUGCUAGAUCGCAAAAAACACAAAACUUAGUUUUAAUCACCUAUUCGUCACUUUUUGUCAAACCAACUUCAAACUUUGUACAUAUGAUCUAUGGAUUAAGUUAAGUUGUUUUGAUGAAGAAAAAUGCGAAAUUAUUGAAAAUUGGGCUAAUGACCCUAUGUCAAAUUCAGUGCGCUAGCUAGCACAUGUCCUAAUUGAUGACAUCUUCACCAUUUUUCAAGAUAAAGUGAUGAGACUCUAGACCCUUACAAAGUGUGAGCGGUAAGCCCUAUCUACCAAAUUUUGUUUGGAUUCACCAAUAGGGGGCGCUAAAGAGUCAAAAAGUUUGUUUCAGCAAAAUUGCUCGAUGGAUUUCCACAGAACUUGGCAGAUAUGUUUAUCAUUGGACCCUUAAGUCAUAUUUUGAAAAUGAUUAAAAAGUGGGCGUGGCUUAUAGCCUUUAAAAUUUUUCGCCCUUUUACUCAUGAAAAAUACAUAUUCUAUACAGAAAGUUACAAUUCAUAUCAGUCAUCGUGAUACCUACAAUCACAGAAAAAAAUUGAAUUUUGUCCAUUAGGUGGCGCUGUUGUACCCCAAAAAUGUUUAUGGCAUGUUUCUCCCCAUUUCUUUCAUAAAAAAACAAAUGAUCUCAUCCUGCAUGUUCAUUGAGUCAGUCAAGUUUAGAUGAGUAUUUAAAAAAAUUUUUUAAACUUAUGCAAAUUAGUAGAAAUUUGCAUAGUAAGUCAAACCUACUUUCGUUAACUCCUCCCAGCCAUCAAACACAAUCACAUCACAACUUUGCCUGACAAGAGAGGAGGAGCGGCUGAAGGGAUUUUGGAUAAUUUGCCUUUUUUUUAAUAUGAUUUUUUAAAUAGUUUUUUUUUGGAAUGAAGAAGUUUUUUGGUAUAACUUCAAAACAUUUUGACAUUUUUCAUAGCUGUUCAUAACCACCAUGCCUAAGGUCAAUUCAAGUGUAUAUCUUGAUUUUCAACUUGAUUCAACAAUAGGGGACUCUAUAACUAGGAAGAAAUUAUACUGCUGAACUGGCUAAAUGGAUCUGCACGAAACUUAGUGGUUGUCAUUAUAGAGUCUUAAGACUACAUUAUCAAUAUGGUAAUGAUCAAUCAAAGUGGGCAUGGUUUAUAAUCAUUUAAAUUUCAAAUUUGAAAAAUUUCCUAAAAAUCAUUAUUUGCAUGUAAGAGGCUAAGAUUUUUAGGUUGUGUUAACUGGGUAGCCUUGAGCUUAUGUCACGAAAAUCGCAGCUCCACGAAGUGGUUUGCGCAUUAUAUUUACGGAAAUACAUUUUAGGCUAGCAGUUGUAGCGCAAAUUCUGUUAUCACAAUCUUAUGAAACACAUAACAUGUUGACUUGAUUUGAGCACCCCCUUGUGUUUAAUUAUAGGACUUAUUUUUGUUUACAGCCACUAAUGGAAAUAUUAUUUUAUUGUAAGAAAAGUUUAAAAUUUAUGAUCCCAACAAAAAUACAAACAGAAUUCUCGCAUCACAGAGGUAAUCUGGGAAUACUUUGAAAUUUUUGUACAAUAGCAUUGAUUUUUAAUGAAUUUUUUACUUUUUGCCAAUUUUUCUGUAUAGUUGGACAAAAAGUAAAUAAUUUUUGUUAGAAAGUUUUUUUUAGGUAUAAAGUAAAUAUAAAACAUUUAUAACAUUCCACAUGUACCUAUGGUGAUCUGCGAUUUUUCUAUUAAUUUUAGAAAGUAGCACUAUUUUUUUAUGAAUAUUUUAAUUUUUGCUGUGACCCUUAUAGUUAUAUUUACCAAUUUUUCUUCAAAAAAGCUUUGAGUCUACUGAUUUAAAAACAACAUCAUAUUAUUCCGCAUGUUAACAUUGCCAUGUGAGAAUAUUUUGGUAAUUUAAUGAUGGUCUAUUUAUUUUUCAGGAUUUUUUAAAAAACAUUUGAUCAGUAAGUCACAAAAUGAAACUCAGUUUUUGUUGACAAUCUAUUCAAUCUAUGGACAUUAUCAAGUAUUGAUGUUAUUCCUAUUAUACUCUUGAUGUAUAGAUUAUUGUUUGGUAAUCUUCAGAUCAAAUAUGGAUUUUAUAAGGAAGUUUUUGUUUUGGAGUCUUUCAUCCAUUCAACCACCCAGCCACACGCUGUUGGGAAUGAGCUACAAUGUAGCCACACCUUCCCUGGGGUGCACUGAGAGGCGAGGCAGCAUUUUCUGGUCAGUGUUGGGAUCGAUCCUUCAACCUAUCGAUUACCACACAUGCCGCUCCACUUCCUGAGCUAAUUCUGUCCCAUGCAGAACAUGAUUUUGCUCAUUAAAUCUUCACGUUCUUUGAUAAGGAAACAGUGGAAUUUGAUUGUAAUCACGAUUGAGUCAAGUUAGCCAUGCCUGUAAAAAAUUUGUAUAGGCUAAGAAAAAGGUUUCAUGACGUAUCCUGAGUGUUACUUUCAUUGCGCCGGUUGAAGUGAGCUGACGGGACGCCGGCGGGAGAACGUGUUUUUGGGGCGGGACCGCGUGAGGAAUGGCGAAGGUGAGGGCGGGGCCGGGUGGGCGACUGGCGCUGGAUGGCUUGGAAUCCGUUGAUAACUGCUUGCAGUUCUAGUUUACAUUGAUACUUUACAUGUGUGAAUGUGCUUAUGUUAAACAUGCUAUACUUACUAUAUUAACAUUCAUUGUACUCACAAGUUGAUUUCUCUGUAUUUCAGUACAUCCAGUGGCGGAGCUUGAUAUGUGCAAUAUGUGCGGCCGAACAGGGCGGCAGUCUGCAGGGGGCGGCAUUUAAUUUCCUUUUUUUUUUUUCUUCUAAAAAAAAUUUUUUUAAGCAUCAACCAAUACAUAAACAAAACAUAGAAAUCGCAUGUUCUUAAUAAUAGUGAUGAUAAUAAUACUAUUUCUGUAAUAAAAGCACAACAAAGUGUAACCCAUAUCAACUACUCCCUGUCACAUGACCCACGUCAGCUGAUGUGAGGUCCCUCUCCUGAUUGGCUCCUUCCACGUCGCGGCAACAAUGAAAGCUGGCUGUGGGGGAAUACUUCCGGGCUAAAAACAAAGCGUUUUUCUCCCCUCAAUUCAUUUAUACUCUCAUUUUACCUCAGCGGUAAGUGUUCUUAACAUCUACCAAUAACACCCUUUUACUUGUCAGUGACCAGUCGAUCGUUUUCGCUAUAAAAAAUGACCUUGUUCGGCGGAGUUCCCCCCGCGAGCAGAACUCCGGUUCAAAAACGCUGUUUUUGAAACACUUUUAUUUACUUAAGCACUUUAAUGGGCUUAACUUAAAACCAAGAGCAAUCGAAUGAUUAUUGUUAUGUGUUGCCUUGAAUUCGGCUAUGUUGUCUGUCAGACAGUUGCUUUCCUUUAUUGUUGUUUUUGUAUUUGUUUGUAGCAAACGCUACUGGAAUGUAUAGAUUAAGCUACGUAGCCAAGAUGAUUAAUAAUUGACCUGUUGUACAUUCGUGAUAUGUUUACCGGUAAACUGAAUCGAACUUGAUGUGCUAAUGAACGUUUCUCUGGCCUACAGGUCAGGUUUUUUUUCCCCAUGUUGAACUGAUCUUCUUCAUAUUGAAGUGGCGAGCUGGUAGGACCAUUCUUUCUUUUUGGAAUCGGGAAAUGAGCUAUUAUUUACCCCAUGAAAAACGAAGCGGCAGCGGGCUGCUGGAGGUGCCCUGCUAGUAAGAUCCCGUUUAAACUGAAAACUGCCAUAAAAUAAAAACUAUAAUAGCUAGAGCGUUCUUUUUUUAGCUGAAAGUUGAGACUCUCGCCUUUCAGCACAUCUGUACUGUACAAGUCGAUGAUGCCAUCAUGUUGCGUUAAGUGUGUCUAUUUCAGUAGAACUUUGACAAGUGGUGAGAAGGUGGCCAGGAGCUGGAUGUUGUAUUCAGUCAGCAAACGUUGUUAUAUAUAAUACACUCCACGCAAUUUGAAACAAAGUUGUAGGUGUAAUGUUUUUUCUUGUGUGUGUGUGUGUGUGUGGGGGGGGUCACAGGGGGAUCUCGCACAGGGCGCCAUUUAGGCCAGCUCCGCCUCUGAGUACAUCAGUAUAUAUAUUUUUUAAAAGUAUAAGUAAACUAGUGACAUUCUGAAAACCAAAUUGAACAAAACAUAUUUAGUUUUUUUAAACUAAUCAGAUACUUUCAGAUAAUGAAUAACAAAUUACAUCAUGUGAAUGGUUUGGUAAUUUUUUUAGAAGGUUAGUAACAUAACUUUUUAAGCACACAGGAGCAGCUAACCUGUAAAGCUGAUGAUAUUUUAUAUAAAAUACAAGCUAAAUGUGAUGAAAACACAAAAGUCUAAAUAGUUUGAAUUGAAAUAAAAAAUGUAAAAUCAGAAAUAAGACUUGUUCCUGCUCUCCUGAUUUAUUGAAUAAUUUUUAUGGGUUUUUUUGGUCAUGAAAGUUAAGUUUUGCUGCGUUUAUUGCUGACAGUGUGUAGGUUGGAGGUUUAUCCUUUUUUCUGCAUCUUGUAGGUUUAUUUUCUCUGCAGGUCUGAAAACUAAUUAAAAACUAAACUUUUUCAUGAUGCCUUCCAUUAACCUAUCCUUGCAUCUGUGGUCUACUAAAUCUUUAUCUGUACUGUGUAAAAUUUUUUCUAUAUGUAUUGUAUAUGUAAACCUAUUCUGUUCUGUUUUAUCUUUGUUCUAUAUUUUAAAGUAAAUAAUUGUACUUAGGGAUGGGUAGAUGAAGCCUCAUUCCGCUGCUGUUUUGCUCUAUAAUUACACAUACUGAACUUUAAAUAUGUUUGCCGGCAACAUACUGAAGACUCACAACAGACACGGAUUCAAUGACCUAAUCAUCCUUGUACACACUGUAAGCUAUUGUAGGCCUACUUCAUACGGUAUUAUUUUAAACUUCUACAUUUAAAAUAUAUACACCUCAAAAUAUUCUGUGAAUGAUACCAAGUGACAAUUAAAGUGACAGUGUUGUGAAUGUGAUAUUACCCAUUUCAGUGUCAUUGACUCAAAAGGUUUUUUUUUAAUAAAUUUUUAUUCAGAAAAAUAAGUUUAUCCAAUGUUUUGGCAUUUAGUCUAUUGCGUUUUUUGGACACAAUUUCACCAGCUUUUGAAAACACAUGUUCACAGAGCACAGAAGAAGCUGGGGUACACAAAACCUGUAAAGCCAGGUGGAAAAAGUUUGGGUAGGAUGUCUUCCGGUUCCCCCAGUAUGUUAACGGAUUUUCUGGUCUUGAAAUGUUUCCCUCUGCUAAGUAGCGCUGGACCUCAAUGAUAGUCAGCUGUUGCAUUGGUGGUUUGACUGCCAAACUCUUGAUCAAGCUGCUGCCACAGAUUAUGUGAAAUAAUAAAAAAUACAUAGAAGUUUUAGUUUUUGUCUUCUACUCUGUAUUAAUACACAUUAGCAACAAAACAAAUGUGAAAAUAAGCUGAUAAUACUGAACAACUUGCCUGAAAUGGGUAACUGCUCUGAUGAAAGUCCAGGCUGUGGCUCAGAUGUUGUGCGAGCAAUUACUGCAGCACACUCCAUUUUCAGGCGAUUGACAGCCUCACUACACUUUGAGGAACUACGAAAUCCGAGUGUUUUAAAUCUGGGGUCUAAAAGUGUUGAUAGGGUUGUUGAGGGUCUGCCCUCAUGAGGAAAUUACUAUGCAGUAAUUUCUCCAAAAGACUGUGUCAUCUGCGCUCUGAAAAGCAGAAUAUAUUCCAGCGCCAGCAGUGACUUCAUUUCCCAGGAUUCCCUGCUCCCGGAAGCGGCGUCGAAUACCGGAAACAAGUUCUGCGCAUGUGCUGGAGCUACACAGAGUUUCUCCCGCUGGACAGCGGAGUCUAUAAAUCCCAGCGAAAAAUGAAACUUAUCGUCUUUUGUUCCAGUUCAACUGGCGUGAAGAGGCACUCGUUUUCCAGCUCCGGACUCAGGCACGAGGCCUGACGGCUGAAAAGCAAUGGAAUCGCCAUCUGGUUCGUUUGAACUCAGAGGGACGCUUCGGGUUCAAUCAGAGAAGAGUUUUUUUUUUUCUUUUUCUCCUCUAUUUCUCUUUUUCUUCCAUUCUCUCUAAUAAAUUCAGAAUAAGCGGUCAACCGCGUGAUUGCUUCAAAAUAGAAAAACGGUCUCCCUUCCGUACCAAAAACACCAUCGGAUAAUCCAAGUAAGGUACGUUUGUUUUAACUGUUUAAUAUUCAGUGUUGGGAGUAACGCGGUACAAAAGUAAUUAACUACUGUAAUGCAUUGCUUUUUGCUGUAAUGUGGUAAUGUAAGGCAUUACAGGGAAAGAAAAUGGUUAUAUUUACUCGGUACAAUUGUCAGUAAAGCGGUAAUUACAAUGCAUUUUUAAACCUAGAAUCAAGACGCGGGUUUCCUAAAAAUUCUAAUUGCGGGAAGCCUGAAAAAAGAUCCAGUAUCUACAUAUAUUACGUCAUUUAUGGACUCAGCUUUGCGGGCAUUUUAUGAGCAGAGAGGACACAGCGGUAAUGGCUCAAAUACUCCAGCUGCGUCCUGCGCGCGGCCGCUGUUAUAUUCACAAAACCGCUCCACCAAAACAAAGUAAUUCGUUUGCGAUCGUUUAUAUCCGCCCAUAUUCUCUGGUACUUCAUGUAAUUUUCAGCUGAGUUCAUAAUCUGUGCACCGGUGAUUUCAACUCAUUGCUGCUGGAACGCAGCGCAAAGCUUAUUUAUUUAUUUUUGAGUUCGGUAGAUCCCUUUGGCUGGUUAGUUAGAAAGUAGGAAAUCUAGGAAACAGUUUUUCUGGAAGACGGAGAAAACAUGCAGCAUGCAGGAAGGUUAGAGAGAGAAAGGGCAGGAAAUUAUUCACAUAAAAUCAAGAAAACAAAACAAAGUGCUUGAAAAGAAAAAAGUAGGUAGAUUUAUCCCCAAUACACAUUUUUACCAGUGAAAAGCAAUCAUAUAUAAGCAUUUAAUAUUUAUACAUGUGACAGAAUCAGAUCACCUCAGAAGACAGUCCCACAUCCAGGGCCAUAUCAAGGCAUUUGGGGACCAAGGCAAAUAUAGGCUUGGAGCCCCCACCACCUCACUCCCUGCUCAGUUAAUAUAAGAUGGCAGCGUGCUGAGAGUACAGAUUGUUGUUGCUUUCAUUUAAUAAACAAUCAUUUUAAAGCAC
Nothobranchius furzeri (turquoise killifish) is the source of this 12048-nucleotide messenger RNA. The record is from RefSeq and is a predicted model, not a curated record. Lineage: Eukaryota; Metazoa; Chordata; Actinopteri; Cyprinodontiformes; Nothobranchiidae.